CAAAUAUCGAGGACGUUUAACAGCAUGAACAAAUUGGGAGAAUUUUUUUUUUGCAAUUUUGAGUUUAACGGGUUGAUUUUACGUAGUCUUUAGUCUCAUUUUGGACGCAUAGUGACGUAUUUCUCGAGGACAUCUUGGUAAAUAACCAAAGCUCUCAGUAUAUGUUGACAGAAACAUUCUCAGAGAGAUUCUCUCGGGCUGCUAACGUUAGCUAGCUAAAGUUAUUAAUGUUAGCUGUUAGCUAGAUAAAGCAAAGUAUACGUAUUUAUAAAAUGGGGGCCACCUCUCCCUCUCCUGUCCCUGAGAGGGCCAUUUACGGCUUUGUCCUUUUCCUCGGCUCCCAGUUCGGCUUCUUUCUGUUUUGCCUGUGGGCGUACAUACCAGAGGAGUGGCUUCAUUCAAUAGGGCUCACUUACUGGCCUCAAAAAUAUUGGGCCCUCGCUGUUCCAAUCUAUCUGCUGGUUGCAAUAGUGAUCACAGCGGUAUUGCUGUUUGGAGUGAACAUGAACAACACAGCUCCACUUGACUCCAUUGACAUCAUCACAGAUGUGUACGCUCAAGGCCAGAGGACAACAGACUGCCACAAGGGAGGAAUACCCAGACUGAAAGAUGUUUCCAUCAGUGAAGUCAACAAAAUGUUCUAUUUGUCGCCCGAGCUAUAACAAACAGGAACUGAUUUUAGAUGGAUGCAGAGUAGAGGUGGAGCUGCACGGGAUUUAGUUUGGUGUAAAUUUUGACCUUUUGUUUAUAAAGGAAAAAUUCUAUUUAUUUAUUUAUCCGGGAACAAUGGAACAUUGGGUGAAAAUGCACUCAAAGAAUGUACUUUUCUUUCUGAUUUACACACAAAAUGUUGUCCUUUUGUGUGUUAAUAACGAUUUACAAUUCGCUAUUAACCGGCAUAGCACUAGUUAAGAUUUUAUAGUAAAAUAAAUGUAUCUGAUUGGUCUAAAUCACAACCUGUACCACUGAUCUGCAAUUAA
Messenger RNA from Etheostoma cragini (Arkansas darter), 980 nucleotides. It is a transcript of the gene pigp, whose product is annotated as phosphatidylinositol glycan anchor biosynthesis, class P. The transcript has 5 exons. Bases 273 to 662 code for a protein of 129 amino acids. The record is from RefSeq and is a predicted model, not a curated record. Lineage: Eukaryota; Metazoa; Chordata; Actinopteri; Perciformes; Percidae. Gene Ontology annotation, molecular function: phosphatidylinositol N-acetylglucosaminyltransferase activity. Gene Ontology annotation, biological process: GPI anchor biosynthetic process.